Messenger RNA from Callorhinus ursinus (northern fur seal), 579 nucleotides. RefSeq names its product ARF like GTPase 14 (gene ARL14). Lineage: Eukaryota; Metazoa; Chordata; Mammalia; Carnivora; Otariidae. Gene Ontology annotation, molecular function: GTPase activity; GTP binding. The record is from RefSeq and is a predicted model, not a curated record.
AUGGGUCUACUGAGUUCUAAAAACCGCGAGACCAAGCAAGCCCGGAUUCUUCUUUUGGGACUUGACUCAGCUGGGAAGUCUACCCUCCUUUACAAAUUAAAGCUUGCUAAGGGUAUUACGACCAUCCCAACAGUAGGUUUCAACGUGGAGAUGAUCGAGUUGGAAAAGAGUCUUUCACUCACGGUCUGGGAUGUUGGAGGACAGGAGAAAAUGAGAACCGUGUGGAAGUAUUACUGUGAGAACACCGAUGGGCUGAUGUAUGUUGUGGAUAGUACGGACAAGCAGCGACUGGAAGACUCCAGGAGAGAGCUGAAGCACAUUUUGAAGAAUGAACACAUUAAAAAUGUGCCUGUUGUCCUGUUAGCCAACAAACAGGAUGUACCUGGAGCUCUGACUGCCGAAGACAUCACCAGAACGUUCAGAGUGAAGAAGCUCUGCAGUGACCGGAACUGGUAUGUGCAACCCUGCUGUGCCAUCACCGGGGAUGGACUGAUGGAGGGGUUCAGGAAAUUGACUGGAUUUGUGAAAAGCCACAUGAAAUCAAGAGGAGACACUUUAGCAUUCUUUAAGCAGAACUGA